Messenger RNA from Perkinsus marinus ATCC 50983, 1080 nucleotides. Its product is annotated as serine/threonine protein phosphatase, putative. The transcript has 7 exons. The record is from RefSeq and is a predicted model, not a curated record. Bases 76 to 1017 code for a protein of 313 amino acids. Lineage: Eukaryota; Perkinsozoa; Perkinsida; Perkinsidae. Gene Ontology annotation, molecular function: protein serine/threonine phosphatase activity. Gene Ontology annotation, biological process: peptidyl-serine dephosphorylation; mitotic cell cycle. Gene Ontology annotation, cellular component: cytosol.
GGUUUCAGUGAUUUUCCUAACUCCUGUCGCCGUCACUAAAUCGGCGAACAAAACGGAGUGUACUGUAAGAAUAAUAUGACUAAAGUCCUGAGCGACAGUGAAGUCGCAUCGCUAGACGAGCAAAUUGAGCGAGUGACCAACAUGGGUCUUCUCACAGAGGCUGAAUGCAAGAACCUAUGCGAGAGGGUUCGAGAGCUGUUACAGGAAGAGUCUAAUGUCCAGCCGGUCCGAUGCCCUGUUACAGUAUGUGGAGAUAUUCAUGGGCAAUUUUUAGACCUCAAGGAACUCUUCAGAAUCGGAGGGAAACCUCCAGAAACUAACUAUUUAUUUUUGGGUGAUUAUGUUGAUCGAGGGUAUUACUCGUUAGAGACUGCAGCAUUGAUGUUCUUAUAUAAAGUCCGUUUCAAGGAUCGCAUCACCCUCCUUCGUGGCAACCAUGAGACUAGACAGAUCACACAAGUCUAUGGUUUCUACGAUGAGUGCUUGCGGAAGUACUCCAAUCCAAAUGUGUGGAAGUACUUCACAGACACCUUUGAUUACCUUCCGUUAACAGCAUUGAUCGAGAAUCAGAUCUUCUGCCAACACGGUGGUCUCUCGCCCUCUAUCGACCUACUAGAUCAUGUUCGCCAACUGGACCGUGUACAAGAGGUCCCUCAUGAGGGCGCCAUGUGUGACCUGCUAUGGUCUGAUCCUGAUGAGCGGUGUGGCUGGGGUAUCAGCCCGAGGGGCGCUGGGUACACCUUCGGACAGGAUAUCUCGGAGCAGUUUAACCAUGCCAACGGUUUGAAGUUGAUAGCCAGAGCCCAUCAGCUGGUCAUGGAGGGCUAUAACUGGUGCCACGACCGGAAUGUCGUCACCAUUUUCUCUGCACCUAAUUAUUGCUAUCGAUGCGGUAAUCAGGCAGCCAUCAUGGAGAUCGAUGAGAAUCUCAAGUACACUUUCCUGCAAUUUGAUCCGGCCCCUCGCGAGCAGUCUUCGCCUGAUAUUGCUCGAAAGCUACCGGACUACUUCCUCUAAGCCUAUCAGAGGAUGUUGCCUAUUGCUCGUGCGCUGUAGAUAUGCUUAUUAUUACUAUCUGUA